This is a messenger RNA of Annulohypoxylon truncatum, 2341 nucleotides long. Its product is annotated as protein tyrosine kinase. Gene Ontology annotation, molecular function: ATP binding; cyclin-dependent protein serine/threonine kinase activity. Gene Ontology annotation, biological process: protein phosphorylation. Gene Ontology annotation, cellular component: nucleus; cytoplasm. NCBI's taxonomy places the organism in Eukaryota, Fungi, Ascomycota, Sordariomycetes, Xylariales, Hypoxylaceae. Bases 743 to 1729 code for a protein of 328 amino acids. The transcript is spliced from 2 exons. The record is from RefSeq and is a predicted model, not a curated record.
AAUAGCCGUACACACGGGUACAGUCACGUACCAACUCCACAUUUGGCUUUGGUGAGUGGUGCGAUCAUUUCUAUAUCUGCUUAGAACGUUGGAACGUACCAAACCUUACGUACCCUGUCAUUCUUCAUUUCUUAUAUACAUAUAUUUGCAUAACUUCAUAUAUGCAUAUUAGGACCUACGUCACGCUAGUGGCUGCUCGUGCUAUUAUGGGCAGAGUCGAAGACAAAGGCAGGGAUGAAUAAAUUAGUGCAUACGCUAGGCAAGUACGUACCUAAAUGACAUGCCCAAGCCCCGGUGUCACCAAUCUUGCCCCUCAACUUUCAAUCGCCAACCGCCAACGAGAAUCCGAGAAUCCAGAAUCUACCUACCAUUUUGAUCCUGAAGGAGACAUAACGGACGAGUUACUGAACAUUAAGCGCCCUGAUUCAGCCGUAAUUGUCAUAAACCCUUCUGCUAAGGUUACUUCACGGUCGCUUAAUAAAAUUUCUCUGACGCCUUUUUUAUUUUCUGCCGUCCGUCGCCCGGCGUCAUCUAAGACCAGAACCUUGCCUUGCAUUACGACAAGGCUCUUUAAUAUUUUCCUUUUACCAUCGUCACGAUUUCCGAGGACGCUCCCCCAGCGUCCGUUCCCCUCGAACAACAAACUUCUACCUCUCUAGAUCCUAUUAGUCAAACUUGCACGGCUGGGGGGAUAUUGUUCGACCAAAGGCACACUACCCGACAACGCCCAACUCGCGGCAAGAUGGAUGCUAAGAGACAUCCAAGCUCUUUCCAACAGCUGGAGAAGUUGGGAGAGGGCACCUAUGCCACGGUCUUCAAGGGACGAAAUCGCCAGACGGGCGAACUUGUCGCCUUAAAGGAAAUCCACCUCGACUCGGAAGAAGGUACCCCCUCGACCGCAAUCCGCGAGAUUUCGCUCAUGAAGGAACUCAAACACGAGAAUAUCGUGGCCCUGUACGACGUGAUCCACACAGAGAACAAACUUAUGCUAGUAUUCGAAUAUUUGGAUGGCGACCUCAAGAAGUACAUGGAUGCUCAUGGCGAUAGAGGAGCGCUGAAGCAUGCGACCAUCAAAUCCUUCAUGUUCCAGCUGCUGAAGGGCAUCGAUUUCUGCCACAAGAACCGCGUCCUCCAUCGAGAUUUGAAGCCUCAGAAUCUCCUUAUUAAUGGGAAAGGCCAACUCAAACUUGGAGACUUCGGAUUGGCGCGCGCGUUCGGAAUCCCCGUGAACACGUUCUCGAACGAGGUCGUCACCCUGUGGUACCGCGCUCCGGACGUUCUUCUGGGCAGCCGCACGUACAACACGAGCAUCGACAUAUGGUCGGCAGGUUGUAUUAUGGCGGAGAUGUACACGGGUCGACCACUCUUCCCCGGCACGACGAACGAGGACCAGAUUAUUCGCAUCUUCCGUAUAAUGGGCACCCCGACAGAGAGAACCUGGCCCGGCAUCACGCAGUUCCCCGAGUACAAGCCGAACAUCCAGAUGUACGCGACUCAGGAUCUUAGGGCCAUUCUUCCUCAGAUCGAUUCGCUUGGCAUAGAUCUCCUACAGCGAAUGCUAGUCCUUCGUCCGGAGCAUCGUAUUAGCGCGCAUGAUGCCUUGCAGCACCCUUGGUUCGCCGAGUUGGUGCAACACCAGAUGCAGCAACAGCAAGCGAUCCAGGCACAGGUUAGAGGCUAUGCCACUCCAGCUGUUCCGUCACAGGGUGUUUACGAUCCCGGAUACUAGCCAAGUUGCGGUCGGUAUCAACCAAAUACUUUUGGCGACACAUCUCUUGGGGAUAUGGGUUAAGGAACGGCGAAUCGAUAUAGGCUUUAUUGGCUCUCGGCUACGAUAGGACCGCGGUGAAGCUGCAGAAGCGGUUAGUGGCUAGGUUAGCAUAUGACGAUCGUGGGCGGUAUCAUGAUGUGGCUAGGAGGACGGUGGUUAUGGACAGGCGUUCGGCAGAAUCCAUAGGUCAUGACAGCAUUCAUGGGCAUUUUCGAGCAAGAUUCGUUGCUAUUAAUGAAAACGAUAUACCCCAAUUUUUGGAGUUUUUCUGACUGCUGGCAGUAUAUUGUCUUAAAUACAUUUAUGGGAACUAAUCGACAGGUAUGCUGAGUGUGGGAUGAUUUCUUCUCUAGUAGCCGGAUAUUCGUGUAUCGCAUCCUCGGUAUAGUUUAAUUCACUCUAGGGCUCAUGGGUUUCCCCUGGGACAUUUAGUUAUGCCGGUAAUGAAAUAUUCAUAUUACAUGGUUGACCCAUCACAACUUGAACUCCUGUCUCUAUUUUAGGCCCCUAUUUCGUCUAGGUACUUGUAUCCUAUAUUUGAGGAAGACAGCAAUAUGGUUAUAUAUUAAA